This is a messenger RNA of Parathielavia appendiculata, 2557 nucleotides long. Its product is annotated as SDA1-domain-containing protein. Lineage: Eukaryota; Fungi; Ascomycota; Sordariomycetes; Sordariales; Chaetomiaceae. The transcript has 3 exons. Gene Ontology annotation, biological process: ribosomal large subunit biogenesis; ribosomal large subunit export from nucleus. The coding region runs from base 49 to 2277 and encodes 742 amino acids. The record is from RefSeq and is a predicted model, not a curated record. Gene Ontology annotation, cellular component: nucleolus.
CAGACAACAAUCUGAGGACAACAACUACACCUCAGCGCUCGGUACGUAAUGAAGAGAAAGGUCGCCGCUCUCGAAAAGGUUGAGGCCGACUUGGUCAACCUGCAGUACAAGAUCAGGAGAGAUCCUAGAUCGUACGCCCAGGAAUUCUACGACCAGUGGCUCGCAUACGAUGCGCAGCGCCAGAUCUUUAUUUCGUCGCCUGCGACUGUCUCGAGCGAAGAUACCAAGAAGUUUCACGACCUCGUCGACCUAGUAGCCCACGUCGCCGACCUCUACCCCGACCUCACCGCUCCAUUUCCCGGUCAUUUGAAGGAGCUCCUGAACCAGCACCAUGCGACCCUUGACAAGGAACUGCGGGAAAAAGCGGUGGGCAGCCUUGUACUGCUGCGGAGGAAGGAUGUUAUCGACUCGACCAGCCUAUUGACCACCCUCUUCCCGAUCCUAAUCUCGACGCCAAGCAAGACGCUGCGAUCCCUACUGUACACCAAAAUUAUCAGUGACUUGAGGGAAUCAAACUCUAAGGCGACGAACCAUCGCCUUAACCGCACCAUCCAAACAGUGCUGCACAAUCUCGUUACCUCGGACCGCACCUCAACAAAGGGCAUGUGGGCUACUCGGAUUACCCGCGAGCUGUGGCGCCGCCAGAUAUGGACCGACGCGAGGCCGUGCGAUGUCAUGAAGGAGGCAUGUCUCAGUGAUAAUGAAAAAGUGGUCAUCGGUGGCGUGCGCUUCUUUCUGGGCGGAGACAAGGAGCGGGAAGAGGCCGAAGACGAGUCGAGCGACGAGGACAUUGAUUUGAAGAAGGUCAAGCACCAGAGUACCAUCAACAAGAAGACGAAAAAGCGCCAAAAGGCAUACGAGAAGGCCAUUGAAAAGAUCAAGAGGCAAGAACGCAAGAAGCACGCCGCCCAUCCCCUGAACUUCUCAGCGCUGCACCUCAUCCACGAUCCCCAGGGGUUCGCCGAGAAGCUAUUCCAAAAACACCUUCAAAAUACCAAGAACAAGUUCACUCUCGACAAUAAGCUCCUCAUCCUGCAGCUAGUGACCCGUCUCGUCGGCUUGCACAAGCUCACCAUCAUCUCCCUCUACUCGUGGUUCGUGCGGUACCUCACGCCUAAGCAGCUCAACGUCACGUCAUUCCUCGCCUCGUUGGCCCAGGCAACACACAACCUGGUACCGCCAGAUGUCAUUGAACCGCUGGUUGUCAAGAUCGCCAACGAGUUCGUCUCGGAAGCAUCAGCAUCCGAAGUGGCAGCGGCAGGCAUCAAUGCCAUCCGGGAGGUUGCCCUCCGACAGCCGCUCUGCAUGACAGAGACCCUGCUUCAGGAUCUCGUCAUGUACCAAAGGAGCAAAGACAAGGGCGUGGUCAUGGCGGCAAAGGGCCUGCAGUCUCUCUACCGUGAGGUCUACCCCGAGCUGCUGCAGAAGAAGUACCGCGGCAAGGAGGCUACCAUGGGCCUGCGGUCAGGUGAGGUCAAGCAGCGGAGGUUUGGAGAGGAAGAAGAAGGUGGCAUCGAAGGCAUCGAGCUGCUUGAGAAGUACAAGGAGGAGCAGAAGAGACGGAAGCGGGAGGAACAGGGCUUAGAAGACGGGGAUGCCGAGAAGAAAGAAGACGACUCCGAAGACGAUGGCUUCAACUCGGAUGAGUGGGAGGUUGCGUCGACCGACAGCGAGUCAUCCGGCGGUUGGAUCGACGUCAGCAGCGAGUCGGAAGACGACGAACCGGCCACGAAGCGUCGCAAAAAAGGAGACUCCUCCGAAGCCCCCAAUCUCGUCGACACCGCCAAACAGGACGCCGCAGAAGCCGAGUACAACAGGAUAUCCAAGCUCGCGACGACCUCGAUUCUCACGCCCGCCGAUCUCGCGAAGCUCGAAGAGCUCCGGCGCGAGGCCAAGAUCGACAAGGCGCUCGGGCGGACCUCGAAGCGCAAGAAGGAGCUCAUCGAGAAGCACAUCGAGGACGGGCUUACGGCCGAGGACAUUGAGUUGCCGGCACAACUGGGCAAGAAGACCACCAAGGAGGAGCGGGUGGCGCUGGCGCGUGAGGGUAAGCCCGCUCGCGAGGAGCACAAGUCGACGCAGGCCAUCCGCAAGGCCAAGAAGGAGGCCGAGGGCAAGAGCACCACCAACAAGGAGAAGGCACGCAAGAAGAACUUCUUGAUGACGAUCGGCAAGGCGAGGGCCAAGAAUAAGCGGAGUUUGGUCGAAACGAGCAAGACGAUGAGGCGCCAUAUUGCAAGGAGUAAGAGUGGUGGGCGGAGAAGAAAUGGGUUGUAGAUUUUGCAUGUGUGGUCAUGUCCAAGGUACCUGAUACAGUAUUCGUAUUUUGCGGCUUACAUUUUUGUACUGGAUUGGUUCGCGUUGUGUUGUAUUAGGCGGAGGCAUUCUAGGUGACAAAGACUGUUGCAGUCAUGAGCCAGUGGAGGAUAUGAUCGGUUGAAAGGUCCAAAGCUCGAUCACUCUGGGUUAGCUUUGCAUAUGGUGCUUGUCGAGCUGAAUCCGGUCAAGGUGAAGGAAUUGUUAAAGAGGCAUGAUACCGCUUACGCACCAAUCACCG